CCCCCCCCACACACAAUCAAUUUGUAGUGAUUGAAGAGCGUUUGAACGAUGUCUCGAAUCUGUGUGAAGAAUUUGCCCAAGUACGCUGCCGAAGAUCGCCUCAGAGAAUUCUUUUCUCAGAAAGGAGAAGUCACUGACGCCAAGCUCAUGCGCACCAAAGAUGGAAAGAGUCGGCAAUUCGGAUUUAUAGGGUAUCGAACUGAGCAUGAAGCUGAGGAAGCUUUGAAAUACUUUAACAAUUCCUACUUUGAUACUUUUAGAAUUACUUGUGAGAUUGCUCAUAAAGUGGGGGAUCCAAAUAUUCCACGGCCAUGGAGUCGGCAUUCUUUGAAGAAACAAGAGAAAUCAACGGAAGAGGGAAAAAAGGUUACUGGCCCUAAAAGUCUAGGCCUUCCAAAUUCUAAAGGAGAAAAAAAAGAUAGUAAAAAUAUAAAUGAGAAUACUGACCCUCAGCUUCAAGAGUUCCUUCAGGUAAUGCAGCCCCGAAUCAAGUCAAAAUUGUGGGCAAAUGAUUCGUUGACGGCUCCCCCUCUUGAGCAAAAGGGAAAAUUAGAAAGAGGGGAUGGCAAAGAGGAAUCAACUCUUGUGCAGGCUGAGUUAGAUGAAACUGAUGAAAGAGAUGAUGGGUCUUCAGAUGGUGAAGCAGCUGAGAGACCACACAAUUUGGCUCAUGAUGAAGUUAUCUCGGAUAUGGAUUACUUCAAAAGUAGGGUAAAGAAAGAAUGGUCAGAUUCAGAAAGCGGUGAUGAUGAGAAUGACAAUGAUGAGGAUGAUGAUGACAACAAUCAUGGUGGCAACAAUUCUCUCCAGAAAAGCCAUGGGGCCCAGGAUGUUCAUAAAAUAGAUCCUAAGGGACAAAAUGAUUCCCUUGAAGGAGAUGCUUCUGAAGAGGAGGUGGAAAAGGGAUCUUCUCAAGAAUUUGAUGAUGAAAUGAUUGAAUUGGAUAAUCCAUCACCAAGUUCAAAAGAUGGGAGAGGAAAUGUUUUAGAGACUGCCCGUCUUUUCGUCCGUAAUCUUCCAUAUACUGCCACUGAGGAUGAGCUUGAAGAGCAUUUUAGCAAGUACGGUCAGGUCUCACAGGUACAUCUUGUUAUUGAUAGAGACACCAAACGGUCCAAGGGAAUUGCUUAUGUUCUUUAUGCGCUUCCAGAAUCUGCAGCUAGGGCAUUAGAAGAGCUGGACAAUUCAAUUUUUCAAGGCAGGUUAUUGCAUAUUAUGCCAGCAAAGCAAAAAAGUGCUCCUGAGAAACAAGAGAUCAAUUUUUCUGUGAACCAAUCUUCGAAGACGUUAAAGCAACAGAGGGAGGAGGAGGAGAAGAAAUCUGAAGCCAGUGGAAAUACACAAGCAUGGAACAGUUUGUUCAUGCGCCCUGAUACGGUUGUUGAAAACAUUGCUAGGAAAUUUGGUGCAAGUAAAAGUGAUUUACUUGACCGAGAAGCUGAUGAUCUUGCUGUACGUAUUGCUUUGGGAGAAACUCAAGUUAUUGCAGAAACAAAAAAGGCUCUUGUAAAUGCUGGAGUUAAUAUAUCAUCUUUAGAGGAAUACACCGCUGGGAAAACUGAAGGUGUGAAAAGAAGCAACCAUGUUAUUUUGGUAAAGAACUUGCCCUACGGUUCUUCUGAAGGCGAGCUGGCUAAGAUGUUUGGGAAAUUUGGGAGCUUGGACAAAAUUAUUCUCCCUCCAACAAAAACAUUGGCCUUGGUUGUAUUUCUUGAACCCACUGAAGCACGUGCAGCUUUCAGAGGUUUAGCUUACAAGCGUUACAAGGAUGCUCCACUGUAUUUGGAAUGGGCACCUGGCAAUAUUCUGAGUCAAAAUUCAACAUCUGUGGGUGAUGCAAAUAAUUGUAUCAUUGUUGGUGAAAAUGAUGCCAAGAGGGUAUUAUUAGAGCAACAUGUGGAAGGAAUAGCAGAUGCUGACAUUGAUACUGACAAAGUUGAGGGUGUUGCAAUGGAGGACAAAUCUGAAGAGCUUGCGAGUUUGCUGAAAAUUCUCCCCCCUGUAGAAUUUUGCUGUGUCUAUGGCUCAGCUCUCCAUCCAAAUAAUUGUGACAAGUCAUCGAUGGUAGAUUACAUUCUAGGUGUAGCAGAUCCUCUGCAAUGGCAUGCUGAGAAUCUGAAAAUGAAUCGAGAUCACUAUGCCUCCUGGAUGGUGCACCUUGGCGGGGCAAGGCUGAUUACUGAUGUUGCAGAUGAAAUUGGUGUUGGAGUACACUUCAACCCAUUUGUUACCAGGAAUAACAAGAUGUUCAAGUAUGGGGUUGUUCGAAUGGAUGAUCUGAUUCGGGACAUACUCAAUUGGGAGAGGUUCUAUCUUAGUGGUCGAUUACAAAAACCUGUUCAUAUACUGAAGGAUAAUCUGGAUAUUUCAAAUGUAAACUCUGUUAAUUUGAGAGCUGCAACAUCUGCUGCUCUCCUUCUUUUGCCAUCCAAAUUCAAUGAGGAAGAUCUCUUUGCCAAAAUAUGUAGCCUGUCAUAUAUGGGUGAUCUACGUAUGCUUUUUGCAGAAGAUAAAAAUAAGGUGAAGAAUAUUGUGCAAGGGCAGUUUGGUUUAUUCCAAACAAUGUAUAAGCCAUAUCUAGAAGAACAUGCAACCAAUGACUUGUUGAGAUUUUCAUCAUCUGGUGGUCACCAAGUAAAUAUAUCUCAGGAUUCUAGUUUAUCUGCAGUUUCCUCCCUUGUUUAUAUUCUUCCGGCGACGGUCAGAAGCCAAAUGAGGAUGAGAGUAGGAGAAGAGAAAAAAGUUGGUAAAUCUGGUCAAGUUAUACGCGAAGUUGUGAUUAAUUCAAGGGAAGAGGUUGCUGAAUGCAUGCGGAAAGUUGUGAGGCGUAGGGUUAUGAUUUCAAGUGCAAGGCAGGCUGUUUCUGGAAUACUGACUGUUGGUGCUGUUCAUGGAGUUAGAUAUCUUGCAAAUAAGAUGCACAAGGCUUGGAAAUCAUGGACAUGAACUUGAAAUAUUGACUGUUGGUGCUGUUCAAGUGCAAGGCAUGCUGUCUCUCCUAUUUUGGGUUUUUUCCUCCUUCCAAGUGGGUUAAUUUCUUGUGGACUAAAACCUUGACGAGAAGUACAACAUCAGCUUGAUCUAAAACUAAGGCUAAAUGGGCUUUGUCUAGAAGUGCACUGUAUUUUUGGCAAACUUUUGAGAGGAAAUGAAUGAUUCCUGUAGGAGUUUUGUAUCUUUAAUAUAAGGAUCAUUUUUUUUUAUUUGUAUCUUUAAUAUAUGAAUCGUUUUUUUC
This is a messenger RNA of Cornus florida, 3235 nucleotides long. RefSeq lists its product as uncharacterized. The transcript is spliced from 20 exons. Bases 49 to 2946 code for a protein of 965 amino acids. Gene Ontology annotation, cellular component: mitochondrion. The record is from RefSeq and is a predicted model, not a curated record. Lineage: Eukaryota; Viridiplantae; Streptophyta; Magnoliopsida; Cornales; Cornaceae. Gene Ontology annotation, molecular function: RNA binding; phosphatidate cytidylyltransferase activity. Gene Ontology annotation, biological process: CDP-diacylglycerol biosynthetic process; cardiolipin biosynthetic process.